Molecule: messenger RNA, 1713 nt
Organism: Alnus glutinosa
Lineage: Eukaryota; Viridiplantae; Streptophyta; Magnoliopsida; Fagales; Betulaceae
Product: zinc finger BED domain-containing protein RICESLEEPER 2-like
Exons: 3
Coding region: 1-1713 (570 amino acids)
Molecular function (GO): DNA binding; protein dimerization activity
Source: RefSeq, a predicted model, not a curated record
AUGCUACAACAUAUCAGGAAAGGUUACAAAAAAUAUCCUGGUAGGCUUGAUAAGUCACAAACAAAGUUGAGUUUUGAGGCUAAGAAGGAAGGACAGGGGGUAGUGGGCGAAGGGACAUGUGGCAAUCUUGUUUUUACCAAGUAUACUGCUACAAAAAUAAGAGAAUCAAUUUCACAGAUGAUUAUUGUGGAUGAGUUACCAUUUAGAUUUGUGGAAGGUGAAGGGUUUCAGAACUUCAUGAAGAUAGUGGAACCUAGGUAUUCAAUUCCUUCCCGUUAUACUAUGAUGAGAGAUUGUGUUAGGCUUUAUAUGUCUGAGAAGGAAAAAUUGAGGGCAAUGUUCUUGACAUCCGAUAUUCGGGAUUGUCUUACCACUGAUACUUGGACUUCGGUACAGAACCUAAAUUACAUUUGCAUCACUGCUCAUUUUAUUGAUAGUAAUUGGAACUUGCACAAAAGAAUUUUGAACUUUUGUUUACUUCAUAACCACAAAGGUGAGACCAUUGAGCAAAAGAUUAGGUCGUGUAUGCUUGAGUGGGGUAUUAGUAGCAUUUUCACUAUCACAGUUGACAAUGUUUCUUCUAAUGAUAUCGCUUUGGAAUACUUGAGGAAGAGAACGGCUCAUAGGACUGGUGCCAUAUUGGAGAAUCAAUUUAUGCAUGUGAGGUGUUGUGCGCAUAUUUUAAAUCUUAUUGUGUCUGAUUGUUUGAAAGAGGUUGAUGAGUCCAUUGUGAAGGUUAGAAGUGCAGUGAAAUAUGUGAAGUCUUUUCCCCAAAGAUUUGAGAACUUCAAAUAUUGUAUGGAAAGGGAAAAAAUUGCUUUCAAGGAUUUAUUGUGUCUUGAUGUUCCAACGAGAUGGAACUCCACCUUUAAGAUGUUAGGUGCUGAAAAAUGUCAGAGUCCUUUUGAUAUUUUGGAGGAGUAUGAUGGGAAUUAUGUUCUUUCGUUGACUGAGGAAAAUAAUGCUAAAAAAGGUUUGGGACCCCUUAAUUAUGAUGACUGGGAUCGUAUUAAGACUUUUCUCAAGUUUCUCAAACUUUUUUAUGAUGCCACAUUGCGACUUUCAGGGUAUUUGUAUGUGACUUCUAAUAUGUAUUGGCAAGAAAUUUGUAGCAUUCAAAUGCAUAUACAAUCGUAUUGUGAUAGUAGUGAUUAUGUAUUGAGUUCUAUGGCGAAGAGAAUGAUGAUGAAAUAUAAUAAGUAUUGGGGAGAUUUAUAUAAGGUUAAUGUGUUUAUAUUUGUUGCUGUCAUACUUGAUCCACGAACCAAAUUGGGGUCAUUGGAAUUUUGGUUCAAGUAUGUUCUUAAUGAGGAGCAAUGUACUAAUAUGGUGAAAAAAUUGAAGCACUACCUUCAAAAAUUAUAUGAUCACUUUGAUGUUGGAGAGACUUCAUCUCAAGUUGAACAUGGUAGUGUGAACUCAUCCAAAUUCCUAGUACUUGCUAAAAUAGCACGUAUUGUGUUGGCCAUUCCCAUUACUACAGUUGCUUCAGAGUCUGUGUUUAGCACUGGAGGGCGUGUGUUGGAUCAUUUUCGAAGUUCAUUGGCCCCCAAAACAGUUGAAGCAUUGGUAUGUGCACAAAAUUGGUUAAGAUCAAAACCCUUGAGCAAUGUCAAUGGUUGUGACACAGAGAUAGUUAAAGAUCCUGAAAGUUAUAAGCUCGAUUCAGGUUUUAUGUGUGCUGCUACUACUGCCUGGGUAGUUGCUGCCUGA